This is a messenger RNA of Plasmodium fragile, 2688 nucleotides long. RefSeq lists its product as uncharacterized. Bases 1 to 2688 code for a protein of 895 amino acids. The record is from RefSeq and is a predicted model, not a curated record. Lineage: Eukaryota; Apicomplexa; Aconoidasida; Haemosporida; Plasmodiidae. The transcript has 5 exons.
AUGAAUGAAUUCACCAUGGACAAGGAAAGCCGCGCUCAAAAAAAAAAAAAGAAAAAAGAUGAAGGACAAGGAAGUGCGGGAAGCGACGAGUGUGGGGGACCUCACAGCGCAAGCAGUUACGAAGAAAACGACCUAGGCCUAAACAGUGAUCCUCCCGACAAUGAUGCCUCAGAUAGCCAAGAUGAAAUGAGCGACCUAGAUAAUCUUCCAGAGUACGAAAGGGAAUUGAUUCUGGCCAAGAGACAUGAAGAACACAUGAUAAAGGAACACCGAAGGAUUCUACUAAAGAAGGUUAAACCCAAGUUGGAAGCAGAAGGAAGAGAUCAGGACGAUGAUGCCAAUUAUGUAUUGCAGGGGGGCAAAUUAGUCGCCACUCCUGUAGGUAGUAAAGCCGCACUAGGGAAGGGGAAGAAGAAAGUUGCCCUUCCAGCGAUGGACAAAGGAGACGUAUCGGGUGGUAGGUCUACCAAAGAAGGGGUAAGAGGAGGAGAAAAACAAAAUAAACAUAUUUUGAAGAUGGGAAGGGGAGGUACCACUGUGGAAAAAAACUUACACAAAAGUGAUUCACAUGAUGAAAUGAGGAAAGGGAAGGAUUCUUCUUUAUCACAAAUGCAGGAGAGGGAGCAGGUAACUAAGAGGGGAGAAAGGGAAAAGUUUGGUUACCAAACUGGUAGAGGGAAGGGUGGAACAAAAGGGGACGACGCCAAGGGAAGGCGCUUAAGCAAAGUGUACAGUGAGACGGAGGAGUCUUCCCCCUCAGACGAUUCCCUACGUAGAAAGAAGAGCGCAAAAAAAGAAAUGAAGAAAAAGGAAAUUUUACACACACAGGAGGAGGAGCAGGAAGGAGGAGUUAGCAAACUGUUCGAUGUGACCUCUUCAGAUGAGAGGAACGAGUUGUACUCGAAUGACAAGGGGGAGAAGAGAGAAGACUGGAACAGGAGAAAGAAAGUGUUGAAGAAGGGCUCCCACUUGUAUGAAAGUAAACAACCACCGCGUCAUAAGCUGUCCGACUAUGAUGAUGGUGGUGGUGAGGGGUAUGACAGCCGCGAUAGUCGCGAUAGCCGCCCACGUGAGAACAAGAAAAAGAAGAAGAAGAAGAACAACAAGCGGGCAGACCGCUCACCUAGUAGAAGCGUGACAAAAGAUCACCAGCAAGGGAAGAGACUGUUCGACGAUUCGAAAGACGGAAGUGAUUAUUACGCAGGAGGAAAGGGAGAGCAAUUUGCAAAGGAAACAUUAACACCUGAACGGUUAAUACAACUUUAUAGAGAAGAGAAAAAAAUUAAAAUGGAAAUUUAUAAAUAUAUGACCUACGAAAUUAUCACCUACUUUCAAUUAAAAAAAACCUUACUCCUAGACAUGAGUGAGCAUAUAAAUUUUGCUUACCAUGUCAUUGGUCACCUGGUUAAAGUUAAUGAUGUAAAUCUCCUGGUUAGACUGUCCAGUGGGGAAAAAAUAAAAAAUGACCCACUCGGAAAUAACCCCCGUGGGGGCACCGCUGGUAGUGGUAAGAAUGCCCCCCCUGAAGAGAGAAGGAAGGUGAAAGACAUGAACGUAGCCAAUGAGGAAGGGGCCACUACGAUAGCAGAAGAACACACAAACCAAAACGUUAAAAAAAAUAUUUUCUUCAUAACCAACGUUGUGCAAAGUGAAAAUUAUUUCUGCAUUGACAGACACACAAAUGUAAAAUUUGAAAUAGCUCAUUUGGAGAAUGUAGAAGAUGUGAAUUUCUUCACUCGAAUGAGGAAUCAAAUGAUUAAAAACAAAAAGCUACACAUAAAUGAAUUAACAUCACAUGAUAAUUCUUUCGCCCCCCCCCUCAUCCCCCAUGCUGGUAGUAGUACCUACCUCUCCGAUCUGAAUAACAUAUCGGAACAAAAAUUUUCCGUGGAUGAGUAUAACUGCAUAAAAUUAUUUUCCAACGAUUUGCAAAUGUUAAAAAAUUUUCACCAAUUCUUAAGAGAAAAAAUUGAAGACUUAAAAAACUUUCGUUAUACAGAAAGACAAAUUGAAGAGUUGAUUGAAAUGAAAAAGAAGCAGAGCUUCCAUGAAAUUUUUCGUAACAAGAAAAGUUUGGAGUCUGUGCCCAUCUCGCGCAUCACUGUGCAACGGGAAAUUUGUUGCAUCCAGCGGGAAAUCGAUCGGCUCCAUUUUGUGAAGAAGAAAACCAACCCCCGGGACCUGCAUGCCCUGGCGCAGCUGGGGCAACAGAUUGAUGCCCUCACGAGGAAGAAGGACAUCCUGAAGGGGCAGUUGCAGAAGGCGCGAGCCACGGUGGCGCCCAACAAAACCCUUGAAGGUGCCCACCACGAGCGAGAUAAAAACGUCGCCAAGGAAAAGACCCUCAAGAGUUACAGGACAGCCCCCCUCAUGGAGGAACUCCCUCACAAGUUUUUAGGGGUGGAGGAACGGAGAGGCAUCUCCCAACUGGCCAAUUACAUCCACGAAGAAAAAAAAAGCUUUAUAAAUUUUGUUACGAGGAAGUUUCUGGAUCUGCCUCUGGACGCGCACAACAGAAUUGUCAACCAUUUUCUGCUAGGCUGUCUACAGAGGGAUCAGGCCUAUUUGGACAAGCCGCCGUUGGACAGCUCGGAGGAGGAAUCGGGGGAGGACUACCAUCUCUUCGGGGUCAACAUUGCAAAUCGUGUAACUCCCUUCGAGGAGCUCAAGCAGAAGAAUUUUAACUGA